This is a messenger RNA of Hydatigera taeniaeformis, 963 nucleotides long. The record is from the annotation of a GenBank genome assembly. Lineage: Eukaryota; Metazoa; Platyhelminthes; Cestoda; Cyclophyllidea; Taeniidae.
UCACUGACCAAAUAUGCACGCAAGAAUCGUUGCUAUUGUCGAACCUGUCAUGCGUUGUUCGCAUAUCCUGAUGGUAAACAUGAACAUCACCGAGUGAUAAGCGGCUUGUCAAGUUUCACACUAGCUAUGCCCUCGUACUUUCUUGAACCACUCGAAGAAUCCUCCGAACAUCAAUACUUCUUUUCUAUGGAAUGGCUGAAAUUUAUGGCCUCCACUCUUCGCAUUCUUCAAAUUGAUAACGUCCUUUGUGUUGGAACUCCUCGGCUUGAACCCCUCUCCAUUAAUAAAUUUCUUCUUGAUCUCGACGCUCGUCUGGAAAGAUUUUAUUCCACAUCGCUAUUCGCCCGCUUCAAUGCACUUAACGGCCACUUUUUCAAUUCAACUGGAGUGGAUUCCUUUGAUAGGUUUAUUCGCUCUUGUAGCGGGCGCACUAUAAUAUUCUGUGAUCCUCCAUUUGGCGCCUUGAUGAAGCCCCUUGUGGAAACCCUAAAUAAGCUUAAACAAGGACUGGGAAGUUCACAGGUUUUUUUAGUGGUGACGAUUCCAUAUUUUAUUGGCAAGAAACUUUUGCAAGUCGCCCCAGAACUGAAAAUGCUCGAUUAUAAGGUAAUCGAAGGACAUGAUGGGAUUGAUUCAAAAAGAAGAGUUUCAGUUGUUCGACCAUUCACUGAUGUACCCGCUCAUGAAUUUCUGCCUCCUAAAAGUCUCGCCAAUCAAUAUUGGUUUUGUGAAACUUGCCAACGUUAUUCAGAUUUAAAAAACUUGCACUGCGACCAAUGCAAUGCCUGCACAACUAUUACAUACCAGCAUUGUGCAUCAUGUAACACGUGUCGCCCUCCGGGUUCCAAACACUGUGACAAGUGUGGCAUGUGCUUCCGACCAAAGGCUGACGAGGUUCAUGACUGCGACAGACACGUUUCCGAAAGUCCAGAAAGACCAAAUUGUCGAAAAGUAUCGACUUAA